UGAAAUUUAAUUAAUGGCUAUAGGAAUGAAGAAGGUUGUACGUAUUUGAGGAAGAGGAGUUGAAGAAGCAAUUUAGGAAUUAGGAAGGUGAGGAAGAAGAUGAGCUACGAGAAAAUCCCCCAAGAAGCGUAUCCACCUCCUGGGUAUGGGAGUGUAUAUCCUCCGCCAUCCGCGCCACCACCGCCGCCCUACGAAGGUUAUCCGCCUCCGCCGCAAUCCGCAUACCCACCACCUCCAGGCUAUCCUUAUCAUCCUCCUCCGCCGUCGCAGCAGCUUCCCGGCGGUUAUCAAGGAUAUUUCCACCACCAUCAGCCUCCACCGCCCCAGCCCUAUCCGGUUUACCAGUGUGAUCAUCACCAUCACCAUUGCGAUGAUGACCGUACUGGUUGCAUCUCUUUCUUGCGUGGAUGUUUUGCUGCUCUAUGUUGCUGCUGCAUAUUGGAGGAGUGUCUUUUCUAAUCCUUUCACUAUACUUCCUUGACAUUGUUAUGGUGGGAAAAUUGUGGUUAUUGUUGGAUUUGUCAGCUUUCACUGGGUUGUGUAUCAGUGCAUUAGUAUUUUGUGGGAAAAACCUCUUAUUAUUAUUAUUAUUAUUAUUAUUAUUAUUAUUAUUAUUAUUAUUUCUCUUCUAAGAUAUCUACCAGUCAUCAUGUUAUCAAUUAUUAUUGCUCCUUUGGGAAAUGGUGGUAUAUUAUUGUAAUUGGAUGAGCUACUGUAUAUUUUUCUAUUAUAGUUGAUAUACAUAUACUGACGGUUACAAGCCA
Messenger RNA from Ipomoea triloba (trilobed morning glory), 764 nucleotides. Its product is annotated as cysteine-rich and transmembrane domain-containing protein B-like. The record is from RefSeq and is a predicted model, not a curated record. Bases 100 to 459 code for a protein of 119 amino acids. Lineage: Eukaryota; Viridiplantae; Streptophyta; Magnoliopsida; Solanales; Convolvulaceae. The transcript has 3 exons.